UCCAGAACUUAAAAGCGUAAUGCACGCAGCCCUGGUUCAGGAUACAUAAAAUAACCAGAGUGCCUAUUUAGUAGUAUUUGAGGAAACGUCAUACAUUUAUCUACGUAGCUAGCGCCCGUGAAUAUUUCAUGUUAGAUUAUCUUUAUUGAGUUUUGCUGAAACAGAAGUUUGUGUGCUCACAACGAUACUGAAAUUAGCUAACGUUGCUAGUUAGUACGCUAACGUUAGCUAGCUAGUAGUAGUGUCAACAAACUGAGAGUGACUUUACGUUAACGGGUUCAAGUAACUGCACAAAAGCGCGAUGCUGGUAACCGUUUUCUGCUGCCCCAGUGACCAUUCGGAAAUCACAUUUGCACUCGAUGUCUCUCCAGAGCUUGAACUCAGAGAUUUUGUUGCUCUGUGUGAAUUAGAAUCAGGAAUCCCUGCUGGUGAAAUUCAGAUCACAUAUGCAGAGCAGCCCCUAAAAGAUCUGACCUGUGCUUUAGGGACUUAUGGUCUGAAGGAUGGAGAUGUGGUGGUGCUCAGACAGGUAGAAAGACGGCAACCACCAGCACAACCAGUCUUCCCAGGUCUGCCCCGUAUUGACUUCAGUUCCAUCGCAGUCCCUGGCACCUCUUCUGGUUCCAGUCAACGGUCCACCCGUAGACAGCAGCAACAGGCCCCGACCCCACAGCAGCAGUGCCCUCCACCCCCUGCUGCACCCCCAUCCCUAUUGGGCUCCACCUCCUCUCCUCCGGGUCUGGAUGACCCUGCCUUACUGCAGCAGAUGCUCUUGGCCAAUCCACACGAACUGUCGCUGCUCAAGGAGCGCAAUCCGCCAUUGGCUGAGGCCCUGUUGAGUGGAGACCUGGAGCGUUUCACCAAAGUGCUGUUGGAGCAGCAGCAGGAUCGAGCUCGCAGAGAGCAAGAGAGGAUCCGGCUUCUGACUGCCGACCCAUUUGACAUGGAGGCCCAGGCCAAGAUAGAAGAGGACAUCAGGCAGCACAAUGUUGAGGAAAACAUGACCAUUGCGAUGGAGGAGGCCCCAGAGAGCUUUGGCCAGGUGGUUAUGCUCUACAUCGACUGUAUAGUGAACGGAUACCAUGUGAAAGCUUUUGUUGACUCAGGGGCGCAGAUGACCAUCAUGAGUCAGGCGUGUGCUAAGCGCUGUAACAUCAUGCGCCUGGUGGACCGACGCUGGGCUGGCAUCGCCAAGGGAGUGGGCACCCAGAAGAUCAUUGGCAGAGUCCACUUGGCUCAGGUCCAGAUAGAAGGGGACUUCCUGCCUUGCUCCUUUUCCAUCUUGGAGGACCAGCCUAUGGACAUGCUGCUUGGACUGGACAUGCUCAAGAGACAUCAGUGUUCUAUUGACUUGAAGAAGAACACGCUACUGAUCGGGACGACGGGCACUGAGACCCGCUUUCUGCCCGAGGCGGAGCUGCCAGAGUGUGCCCGACUGGCGUACGGGCCGGAGGGCCCAGAGGACACCCAGCCAGACGAGAUCGCAGACAGGGAGCUGGCGGAGGCACUUCAGAGAUCUGUUCAGGAGAGCGACACUGCAGAUGGACAAACUACCUCACCGGAAUCGUCACCAUUCCCAAUGCCCAAACCCCUGAACAACAUGCCCCUGUCCCCUUCCCCCGUCCAUCCCCGGAGCCUUUUUCUGGACCGCUCCCAGUCUGCUCCAGCCUACAUGCGCCAGGCUGGGGCCCCAACACCAGGAUCGAGCCAGAGCCAAACAGAGCCUGGCUUCCAGGGUCUCCCCAUCCCUGGACCCUCAUCCCAGGUCCAGAACACAGCACCUACAGCCCAACAGUCUCCUCUCUCAAGCCCCAGCCCUACCAACCCAACCCAGCCCCUCCUUUCCACCAUCACCACUCCCCCGGCUCUGUCCACAUGCUCCCUUCCUGCAGACAAGAUGGUGACUGGGACUCCCACCUUGGGAGAUUCAGCCAGUCAGAUCCCUUCAGCCACAGAGAUUGGGUGUGCCUCAGAGAAGGCAGGGAACAGCUCAGUGUUCCCCCACCCAAAGGAAAGCCUUACCACUCAGCCCAUGGAGCAGGAGGAGGACAUGUCAGACACCAUUACAGAUCACUGGACCUGUCUGAGUACCCCACAUCAGCAGAGUGAAGGGGGUUCCCAAUAUCCCCAACAGCCCGUCUCUAAUCCCCCAUCACUCACAUUAGAACCCUGUCCUUUUGGAUCCACCUCUACAGAGAUCAAGUCUCCCCCUGCCUCCUCCCAGAACACUGUGCCAUCAGAGAGGGACCAGCCAGAGGGGAAUCGCUGUUCCUACUCAGACCAGAUCCCAUCUCUAGCUCAGGCCCUGCUGGAGCUCCAUGAGCUGCUGGUGUCUAACAGCCGUAGCCUCUCCCCUCAGGACCGCAGUGCCUCCUGCUCCCCCUCACACAGACCGAACGCUGACGGACUGGACCACAACCACAACCCCACCGUAGAGCCCCUCACACCUGAAAACGGCACCCAACCCUCCCCCUCUACUGCCAUUACAGCUGGUGUAGAACCAUGUGAUGCCAAAGCCAACCACCCUGCUGCUGUGUCAAACAGAGGACCUCCUCCUGACUGUGUCCUGUCAGGCUCCUCUGAGCAGAGCCUGGAGACCAGGGCCGAGGCUGAACCAGGAGAGGGACACGGGGAACCAGAACCACAGUGUCCAAACAGCUCCUGGUGGGAAAGGAGGGCAGAUGGGUAUGGGCUAGAUAACAGUAAAAGCAAAGGGACUGUGUCUGAAGCCAAAGGCCCCUCUUCACUUCAAGCAGACCUGGUGUUCAGGGAGCCCCCUGAGGGGCAGCAGGGGAGGGGUGUGGCAGAUGGGAGAGCCUCUGGCAAUGACAACCCUAACACACUCAACCUCCAACCUGACACAACACAGCAGAGCCCCCUGUCCAUGGCUGCUGGCUUACCUGGGGAGGAGUCUGGCGUUUCGCCCCGCGCUUCACCUCUUCCUCAGGCCCCGGACCAGCCCUCCUCAGCCCCUCUCAUGUCUGCUCCACGUCUCUUUACCGAUGAUCACAUCCAAAGGAUCCAGGCAGCUGGCUUCUCUGCCCGGGAGGCUGCGGAGGCACUGGAACAGGCCCAGGGCAGUGUGGAGCUGGCUCUGCUGGCACUACUGGCCCGCAAGAUCACUGUGCCCACCUAGACACUCACAAUAUUGCAAUCAUGUAAGAGUCCUAGCCUCUUUCAACAUGGGUUUUAUUUGUGCUCUUGUCUUAUUGUUGAUGGUGACAUCUGAAUUCCCUGGCCUCACAGCUACUUCAUGCUGAAGGGGAAAUGCUGUCAGUCUCUUGGUUUCACACAGACCAUACAACCAACUGUUAUCUGUUCUGGAUUUAGCCGAUAUGAUCUGAGGUGUAUUUGAUUUUGUGCCUCAGAAGAAACAUGUUUUUAUGUAUUUUAUAGAUGGGCUUUAGUAGAUUGAUUUCCUUUACCCCCCCCCCCCCCAACUCCGUAUAUACAUAUUUCAUUAUAAACACUAUUGAAUUGCCCCAAGGAUUUAGGUAAAUGUUUACAGUUGUGUGUGAAAUAGCAUUUUAUAAAGGGCUGAAGAUGAGUUAAAAUGUCAGGUUUGUGAAGAGUAUUAUUGAUGAGCCAAACAAUUAAUUGGUUUUAAAUUCAUGUUAGAUUAUUAUUUUUUUAAACUCAGAUUCUGCUAAUAAAACCCACCAGACCGUCAACUUAUUGCACUGGAAAUAGCUCCAUUUAAGAAGCAUUGCUAACGGGUGAUCUUUGCCUUCUGCCAAUGUUAUCAUGUUGUAAUAUGACAUUCAGUCAAGUAAUUAUUGCCAAUCCUGAGGAACUUGAUGGUGGUUUUCAUUUUUAAACGUCUUGCACGAAGAAGAAAAAAAUCAGGCAGCACUAUUUUUCAAAUGACCCUUUUAUUUUUCUCAUUCCUUUGAUUUAUAGAGGAAUGUCAAAAUAGAUGACAUAUUCAGCAAAGUUGUAAACCACACGUUGAAUUUUUCUGAAAAAAUGUCAGUGUGUGUGAUUGUGAAGGAUAAAGAGGUCUUCAAAUAUAACAGCACGUGUAAUGGGGAUGUCUGGAAAUGUGGUUUCUAAGUUCUAAAAGGGUUUUGGAGUUUCCUGUUCAGUUUACCUUGGUUUGUUUCAGAUAUCUAUCAUGCAUUAGAAUUACUCCCUCCCCCAUCAACUGGUAAUCUCUCCCCCAGUCAAAGUCUACCCUAUUGCCCCCCCUGAUUUAUUUGCUCAGUCAUUCAUGAAUCCAUUGUAUGUUUUUUAAAUUGUAUUAUUUGGGUCAUAUUCAUAUACCAACAACAUCGAGGCAGGUUAAAUGAUCUUGUACUCCAUUUUAAACUCUAAGGUAAAACUGGUUCUUUGUAUUGUAUGUGUGGGGUUUGGGAUAUUUCUAGGGAAUGGGUGUUAAGGAUUGUAAUUAAAGCCAUGUUUUUCUAA
Oncorhynchus gorbuscha (pink salmon) is the source of this 4407-nucleotide messenger RNA. Its product is annotated as protein DDI1 homolog 2-like. Gene Ontology annotation, molecular function: aspartic-type endopeptidase activity. Bases 302 to 3136 code for a protein of 944 amino acids. The record is from RefSeq and is a predicted model, not a curated record. Gene Ontology annotation, biological process: proteolysis. The transcript has 9 exons. NCBI's taxonomy places the organism in Eukaryota, Metazoa, Chordata, Actinopteri, Salmoniformes, Salmonidae.